AUGACUCUGCAGCUGCUUUUACUCUCCUUAGCCUUUCUAUGUGCUCCCGACCUCACAGGAGCGGUACGCCAUGCCAGCUGCGCCCCCACGUGCGACCCCAGCUCCUGUCCGCGCCACAGCAGCUGCCCGGGUGGGUACGUCCCGGACCCGUGCGACUGCUGCACGGUGUGCGCACCGGGCGAGGGCGACCCCUGCAGCCGUGCUGCCCCCGCGGCCUGUGGGGACGGCCUGGUGUGCAAGCCCAGGGGCCCCGAGGGGGUCUGUCGAUGCAAGGGACGACAUGCGGUGUGCGGGAGCGACGGGAGGACGUAUGAGAACGUGUGCAAGGUGAGAGCGGUCAACCGGGAGAGGAAAGGAGCAGCUGCUAUUCGAGCGGUGCACCAAGGACCAUGCACCCCUUCAAACACAGAUCUCAGCAGCCCUCGCUAUCAGUUCAACUUCAUCGCCGAUGUCGUGGAGAAAAUAGCACCCGCUGUUGUCCAUAUAGAGUUGUUCAUAAGACAUCCCAUUUUUGGCCACCAAGUGUGUCUCUCCAGCGGCUCCGGUUUCAUAGUGACCCCCUCAGGUGUGAUCGUAACCAACGCUCACGUGAUAACAUACACAGCUUUGGCGACAGGGCGACCUCAGCUGCUGGUUCAGCUCCAUGAUGGCGACAUAUAUGAGGCUGAGGUUCAGGAAGUGGACAGGAAGGCAGACAUAGCUACCAUCAAGGUCAACCCUCAGAAGAAGCUCCCCGUGCUGUCACUCGGCCGCUCGGCUGAUCUGAGGCCGGGGGAAUUUGUGGUGGCCAUUGGCAGCCCCUUCGCCCUGCAGAACACCGUCACCACCGGCAUCGUCAGCACGGCACAAAGGGAUGGAAAGGAGCUGGGCAUCCAUGACUCUGACAUAGACUACAUCCAGACUGACGCAAUCAUUAAUUAUGGGAAUUCUGGAGGGCCCCUUGUUAACUUGGACGGGGAGGUGAUCGGCAUCAACACUUUAAAAGUGACAGCAGGCAUCUCCUUUGCUAUUCCCUCGGACAGAAUCAGACACUUUCUCACAGAUUCACAGACCAAAUACACCAGUGUGCUUGGGUCAGAGCAUCCUAAGAACAGAGAUAAGACUAAACUUCCGAAUGGAUUGACAGAGAUGGCACCGUCAGAAUCAGGGUUUGUAGGAGGGAGCAGACGUUUAUUGGGUAUCGGAAUUCUAAAAAUGAAGAUACCCGUAACGGACAACAAGCUAUUUCUACACUAAAAUGGUAAACCUUGUAAACUUGGAUCUUUCAGGGCCACACUAAGUGAAGAGUUGUAAAGUUUCC
Messenger RNA from Nerophis lumbriciformis (worm pipefish), 1300 nucleotides. It is a transcript of the gene htra3a, whose product is annotated as HtrA serine peptidase 3a. Gene Ontology annotation, molecular function: serine-type endopeptidase activity; protein binding. Gene Ontology annotation, cellular component: extracellular region. The record is from RefSeq and is a predicted model, not a curated record. Gene Ontology annotation, biological process: proteolysis. Lineage: Eukaryota; Metazoa; Chordata; Actinopteri; Syngnathiformes; Syngnathidae.